AAGCGGUCACACAACCAACACCACCUGGGGCCUCUUCACAAGGCGAACAUACCGCUGCGAUCGCUUUGUGAAAUACAUGCACACCCCCAUGCGCCCAGAUCUGCUGCUGGCGAGCGAAUACUUUCAGCCGAUUAGAGGGUGGUAGCUGUUCCCAAAUUGACCUACUUAGACGCGAUGGAGUCUCUACGGGGGAAGGUGACGAUUGUAACGGGCGCAAGUUCGGGCAUCGGAGCUGGUAUCGCGAAGUAUUUGGCGAAACAAGGAUGUCGACUGUCUUUAACUGGACGGAAACAGGACAAUCUGGAGGCUGUGGCAAAGGAAACUGGUCUGGGUGAAAGCGAUAUCAUCACCACGGUUGGAGAUAUAGCAAAACCAGAGGACAGACAGAACCUCGUGGACAGAACCAUGGCCAAGUACGGUAGGAUAGAUAUUCUGGUCAACAACGCCGGCGUCCUUCAGGUGAGUCCACUCUCCGACGUCACCGAGGAACAUUACGACAGCAUCUUUAACAUCAAUCUGAAAGCACAGGUGUUUCUCACGAAACUCGCCAUCCCACAUCUGACUGAAACCAAAGGAAACAUUGUCAAUAUUUCGUCUACCGGAUCCUGCAAGCCGGGCGCUGGCGAAGGAGUGUACUCCAUGAGCAAGAUUGCUCUGGACAUGUACACCAAAGUCCUUGCUCUAGAACUUGGACCCAAAGGAGUUCGAGUCAAUUCUGUCAACCCAGGGUUUGUUCCAACAGACAUCUUCCGGAGAAGCAACCUUGACCAGAUGUCGGGAGGGUACGUGCCAGAUGAGAUGACAAAGGAACUGACCGCGGCCACGCCCCUCAGAAGACCAGGCUCUCCUGAACAGAUUGGUCAAGUAGUCGCCUUCCUUGCGUCCGACAUGGCAGCGUUCGUCACGGGAGACAUUCUGUUCGCUGAUGGCGGCUGGAGACUUUGACCUAUGUACAUGGAUCGUUGAUGAUGAAGAGGAUGACGACGACGAUGACAACGCCGACGAUAGUGAUAAUGAUGGUUCUUUGCGCUUUUCCAUGCUAGAUAUAAUAAUACUCAGAGCUCAUCAUUGCGCAUGUAUUGAGUACAAGGGUCAUUAAACGUUCUUCAGAUGACGAUGUUCUUGUUUUCACAUUGGUUUCACAAAUACAACGUUCUCUUAUACUAAAUGA
Haliotis rubra (blacklip abalone) is the source of this 1171-nucleotide messenger RNA. RefSeq lists its product as uncharacterized. The coding region runs from base 175 to 945 and encodes 256 amino acids. The record is from RefSeq and is a predicted model, not a curated record. The transcript is spliced from 9 exons. NCBI's taxonomy places the organism in Eukaryota, Metazoa, Mollusca, Gastropoda, Lepetellida, Haliotidae. Gene Ontology annotation, molecular function: oxidoreductase activity.